This is a messenger RNA of Paramecium primaurelia, 4115 nucleotides long. The record is from the annotation of a GenBank genome assembly. Lineage: Eukaryota; Ciliophora; Oligohymenophorea; Peniculida; Parameciidae.
AGUGAUGUCUAAAUAAAAAGGAUAAAUCAAAUAAGCUGUAAUUGGAUCUAAACUUAAUACUAAAGCAUGGCCAUAGACUUCAGUGAUUAUAAAUAAGUUGCCUUAAUAUUUUAAGAAAGUUUCAUUCAAUAUAGAUUUAAAAUUUGCUGAUUCUGAUUAGAAAUUAAAAAACAUUGAUGUUAAAAUACAACCCUAUAGACCUGUUCAAUCAAGAUCUCAAAGCAUUAUGUGUAAUUAUAUACUUUUAUUAUACAAUUUAGUAACAUCCAGAUCAAACAGAAUGUUGAGACCUCAAAGUGCAUAGACUAGACCAAAGUCAGCUUAUUCUAAUAUUUCAGGAUAAUCUUAAAGAAGUUUAAAAGAACCAGUUGAGAAUCCUUCAUAUAAGAUUGAAAGAACAAAUUAAGAUGGUAGAAUCUCUUUAAAAAAUGUACCUUUAGAUGUUUAUGAGGUUAUUAUAGAGGAAACCAAUGAUUUUCUAAGGAAAACUCAAGUAAAAUUCAUUUAUUAUAGUUAAUAGUAAAUAAAUUUAUUUUAAUUAAAUGCUGACGAUUAGCCACUUGAUUAAGUAAUUAAUUUAGAGAAACAAACACAUUCUUGUAUAGUAGUAACUGCAGUUUGUCAAAUGGCACCAGUAACAGAAUGUAAAGUAGAGAUUGUUCCAAUGAGAGGUGGAAAGGAUGCUAUUUUGAAAGAGUCACCUCCAGGAAGUGGAAAGUAUGAAAUUGUAGUUGAACCUGAUCAAUUCAAUAUAUUUUUUAAGAAAAUAGGAUAUAUUGUAUAUAAGGGUCAAAUAUCUCCAAAGGCUGGAGUAUAUGAAUAAACAUUUGAAUUAAAGAAAGCUAAUACGUAAGAAGAGGGAUAUGAUCCUGUGUAAGAUGCAUUAGAUAAAAAACAUGCUAUAAAACCAUCAAGUGAUUUAAUGAUAAAGAAACCUAAAUAUUUGUAACCUCCAUCAGUACAUUAAGAUAAAAUCAAUCUUAUUUAAUUUUAAUUUAUAGAUUUAGUUAGUAAAUAUCCAGUACCUAAUGUAUACAUUAAAGUUCAUGAUGAAAAUAAUAAUAAAUUAUAUAGUUAUCGUUCCAAUGAGAAUGGUAUAUGCAAAGCAUUAUUACAAACCAACAGUAUUUUAUAUUUGCUAUAAUAAAUUAGUUAUCAAAGGUAGAAUAUUUAUACAACAUGUUGAAUAUUAUGAAGAAAUUAAAGAAAUUAAUGAAUAACAUCCAUUGUCUACAACUUCUAUAAAUCAUUAUCAUAUAAUACAUAAGCCAUAAUAGUCUCAAUUAGUUGUUUUACUUGUUAAUAAACCAAAUUAAGGUUUCUUGAAUUUCUAUAUAAUAUUGGAAAGUAAUUUACACAUAUAAUAAUUAUUUAGAUAAAUAAGUAAUUUAAUCUGAUUCAGAUAUUCAACAAUAUUAAAAUCCAAAAGAUGGAAUUCAGUUAAUCAGUUUUUCUAAUCUAUAGAAUAAAAGAGAUAUUUUAUAGUUGGUUGCCUGUCUACCUAAAUUAAAAAUGGAUUUUAUUGAAGAAAUGUGUGUCUUGACACCAAAUUCAAUUGAACGUUAUUAAUUACCUUAAUUGCCAUAAGAAUAAGGAACAUUAUAUCCAUACUUUUGGAUUUUAGGAUCAUUAAAAGAACCAUAUGAAGCAUUUGAUGUGGUUAAUUAAAUAAUCAACACAUCUCAAUUAAAAACUUAUCCUAAUCUUACUAAAUCACAUAACAAUCCUUAAGAAGUUGCAUAAUGUGCAUUUUAAUCACCAAAUCUAAUUGUUGCUGCAAAUCAAAAUGGUAGUGUUAGUAUAUGGAAUUUGGAUAGUUAUUUAAUAGAUAGUACAAUUAAUUGUAAAUUUUCUGAUCAUGUUAAUACUAUUAUAAUUUGGGAUGAUGAUAAUGUUAUGAUAUCUGAUAAUUCUGGUUUGGUAGUCUGGUUAAAAAAAGAUGAUGAUACAUAAUAAUUCAUUCUAGUAUAUACAUUGGCCAUCAAUAAAAAAACUAAUUCAAUGUGUAAAGUAGGAGCUGAAGGUUUAGCUUUGGGUACAAAUGAUGGAGAAUUAAUAUUAAUCAAAGUAGAUUUAAGAUAAUUGUAAUUAUUUAUUGAUACUACCAUUUAAGUUGAAUCUUCAACAUAAACUGUUGAUCCUAUCAAUAAAAUGGUUUCUAUUACUAAUGAUCAAAUUGCUUUUUUAUGUGAUAAUAAUAAAUCCAUUUUCAUCUAUAAGAUUGAAAAGUCAUUAGAUAAACCUUUGAGUGGAACACUUAUUAAAUAAGUGAUUAUCAAAGGCUAUCUUAGUGGUGGAUAACCAAUACUAUAGAUUAUUUCUAUAGAUUAACGUUACUUAAUUUUUGGAGGUCUUGAUGGUGUAUUACAUACUUUAAGUAUUGAUUCAUUAGAAAGAGGUCCAAACAUUAGUCUUCAUUCUAAUCAAUAAGUUAAUAGUGUUUUAUAAAAUGAAGAUGGAGUUCUUAUUGCUUAAGGCAAUCAUAUAAGUUUUGUAUAUGGUCUAGAAACUAUCAAUGAACUCAAAAUUACUAAUUAAAAAUAUUUUCAAUCUCCAGUUAUGGUAUAUCAAGGAGAAUGUGUCACUUAUGAAAAGAGAUUACUUACUUUUACUAAAUAAGGUAGAUUAGUUGUUUGGUCUUUAUAAGAUAAACUCUUUCCUGAUAUAAGUAACUUUUUAUUAGAUACUGAAUUUCCUCAUAAAUUAAAACCUAUUGAUAGAUAAUAUCUAUUAGUAGAUGCUAAAAUCUCUAAAGAAAAUUUCAGUAUUUAUUUAAUUAAAGAAAAUGGUGAAAUCAUUAAAGAUUCAACUAAAUUAAUUAAAUUCGAAAGAGAAGACACAUAUUUUUAUAUGGAAAUAGAUUAAACAUAAUAAUAAGGUUUAUGGAGAUUGGGAGCAUAUUUAUAAAAUACUGAACUAAUUAGAUCAAAAUAACCUAAAAUAUACUUUAUAUCUUCACAUGGAUAUUAAGUAUUAAAUUUUCCUUAAUAAAUUCCUAUUAGUAAAAAAUAAGCUUAUCAUUGGUUGAUUGGUACCUUAAUUCCUCAUGUAGAUACAUUAAAAUCUACUUCACUUUAUACUGAUUCUUAAAUAGUUGGUAAAUUCCCAAGUUUAGAAAUGAGUAAACAUGAAGGUAAAAUCAAUCAAAUAGUCUUCCUUUAUAAAGAUGAGUUUAUCACUGCAGGAGAAGAUAAAUAAGUUAUUAUAUGGAAUGCUUAAACUUUCUAAAUCAAUAAAGUAUUAUAUCAUGAAGCUGAAGUCUUGAGUGUUUAUGUACAUAAUGGAAUGUUGUUAGCAGGUAAUAAAGAAGGAACUGUAAUUGGAUGGAAAUAACAUGAUGGUAUUUGGUAAAUGGAUAUCAAAUUCAAACAUCAUGAAAAAGGAGUUUAUUCUAUUUUAUAUGUUGAUGGAAGUAUUGUAACAGCCUCAGAAGAUAGAAAGAUUCAAUUAGUCAAUUUUGUAUCAGGUGCUUUAGAACAUGUAGAACCAGUAGAUAGAACAUUUGUAAUAUCAUUGGUUACUUAUAAUAAAGAUGUAUUUGCAGCUGGAUUUCCUGAUGGAAGAGUCAAAACAUACAAAAGAGUAAAUUUGAUGUUUUCUAUAUGAUUUUAGGAAAAAACAGGUCCAAAAAUUAUAUUGAAAACUUUAAGAACAGUUGUUACAGUAAAAGUAUAACAUUUGUACAUGAUUAACAAUAAUCUAUUAUUUGUCGGAGGGAUGGAUAAAGUAAGUGAUUUAAUGAAUGUAGAAUAAGGAACAAAAUUAAAGUAAAUUAAUUAAAUAUAUUUAGAACAUUAAAGGAUGGUCAUACUGGAUCAAUUUUAUGCAGUUUAUUAUAUUUUAAACAUCUUAUAACUGGUGGUUCAGAUGGUAGAUUGAGUAUUUGGAAUUUUGAUAAAGGAUUGUUAAUAAAGACAUAUGAAUUGACUAAAGAAGAAAUUAGAGGUGUUUUUAUUAUUGGUAGAUUAUUGAUUACUGCAAGUAAAUAAUAAUAAUCAAUAUAUUAAGGUUCCAAUGGAAUGAUAAGAAUUUGGUAAGAGAUUUGCCCAUUUAUUGAAUAGAUACCACCUGAAGAAGAACCAGAAUAAUAAUAAUAAUAAUAAUUAUAAUAGUGA